AUGUUUGCCCCGUACACUGCACCUGUUUUCAACGCUACUUGUGACGGUGGACCGGAUGGAACCAACGUCAAUGGACGAUACGCUACUCGCCGAUCCCAAGAGGAAGGGCAUGGUAUGGUGACUGACGGGAUUGACCCUGACGACUAUCUGGCUGCGAAGUCAAACGUCACUCUUGAGGGAUAUGUGCCAGAUACACUUCCGCCGUUCAUAUCUUCAUCUCAGUUGACUGCUAGUAGGCGGUGGGUAGUAGAGAGUGUAGCGUUCUGGGGUGUUGUCUUCGCACAUCGCGAUAGACGUCUCCUCGCAGACCUGCGUCUGUACACACCACCCGAGAAAGCCUGUGUUGAUUUGGCCGUUGCGGCAUUUGCAACCAGUUCAGAAAUCAUCCCGGUGCUGUAUCACGUCAAAGGCUUGGUCGCCGAUGGGUCGUCACCUGUACUCACGACUGCCUCACCCAAUACUAUCAGGAUGUCGCUCACUCCUGUUUCGGAGCGCGAUUUAUAUGUCGAUCCGGAAGACAAGCAUGCCGACAUCGUGUCCGUAGACAAGCAUGUCGACCAACAUGAAGAGCGGAACUUGUUCACCUAUCAACAAGGCAAACAGCUGCUGCGACGAGCGGAUUGGCAUAUUUUGCCCAUCUUGAUCCUGCUGUAUCUGUCCAAGAACAUGGACGGGAAUCUUGUCUCGUACGUCAAAACGAUCAACACGACGUCCGAAUCGAAUAUCCUUGCAGCACUCAAUAUCACCUCCAACCAAUAUGCCUACGCGGCAACUUGUUUCUCGGUCACUUUUGUGCUAUUUGAAGUGCCCAGCAACUUCCUGAUCAAGUGGUCUACUCCCCGUUUGCAUUUCUUCCGCAUUGUUGUCGCUUGGUCUAUCAUUACAGCAUGCACUGCCGCUGUUUCCAACCUUGCUGGGUUUCUUACCGCCAGAGCUUUCCUGGGUAUGGCGGAAGCUGGUCUGUAUCCCGGAAUGUUGUGGCAAUUGACAUUCUGGUAUCGACCCGACGAAAUCGCCGUCAGAAUGACUGCACUGGGCGUCUUGGGCCAAUUCUCCGGUAUCCUCGAUUCGCUACUCACUUACGGUAUCUCUUAUAUCGAUGGGAGAGGUGGUCUGGAUGGUUGGCGAUGGGCAUUCCUUAUUGUUGGACUCAUCGGUCUCUUUGAGAGUGUCCUCGUCUGGUUCUGGUAUCCCGAUUUCCCCGAUUCGCCACCGAGUCGCCGCCAAUUCCUUACUCCCGAGGAAGGUGCUUUCCUUGUCGCUCGACUCCCUCCAAACUCGGCUCGAUCAUCCGACAGCAAUUUCGACUGGGCAGCCGUGCGGCGCGAACUCAAAUCGCCGUUGUUGUGGGGAUUCUCCUUCUCCCAAAUGUGCACCAACAGCGCCCUCUACGGAUUAUCCUUUUGGCUGCCAACCAUCAUCACUUCAUUUGGGUUGACUCAAGGUCCCAAGAGUCAAUUGCUGGUUAUUCCUUCAGCGGUAGUGUACAUCGUCACUGCCAUUCUACUCGCUUGGUUCUUGGAUAACGACACGAGAGUACCGAGACCUCUACUCGCCUUCACCGGGUGUUUCGCUUUGAUUGGGAUUUACGUCGGCAUGAUCGUUUGCAAAUCCAAACCAGGCUUAUACGUUUUGAUCAUUUUUGCCCAAGCAGCAGGAGCCCUAAUCUUCGCACCACUCCUCCCACUCCGUGCCCAGUCACUUCGCGGUUCAUCAUCAGCAGCAUUCGCGUUCGCCUUCCAAAACUCGUGUGGUCAAAUUCCAGGUCUCUACACCGCUCAAUUCUUCCAGAGUAAAUACGCUCCCAGGUAUGCUGUUCCAUUCGGGAUCUGCAUUGCUUUCACGGGUGCUGUCUUCAUUGCCAAUGCUUGGAUUUGGUAUUGGCAGUACGACCUUGAAAAGGAGACCAGAAGGGUUGCGAGGGCGAGGCGAGCCGCUGGAAAGAGUGAGGGUGUGGUGGUGGUGGAAGAGGUGAAGUCAAUCUGA
Apiotrichum porosum is the source of this 1986-nucleotide messenger RNA. RefSeq lists its product as uncharacterized. Bases 1 to 1986 code for a protein of 661 amino acids. Lineage: Eukaryota; Fungi; Basidiomycota; Tremellomycetes; Trichosporonales; Trichosporonaceae. Gene Ontology annotation, cellular component: membrane. The transcript has 8 exons. The record is from RefSeq and is a predicted model, not a curated record. Gene Ontology annotation, molecular function: transmembrane transporter activity. Gene Ontology annotation, biological process: transmembrane transport.